This is a messenger RNA of Vicia villosa (hairy vetch), 321 nucleotides long. RefSeq lists its product as uncharacterized. The transcript has a single exon. The record is from RefSeq and is a predicted model, not a curated record. NCBI's taxonomy places the organism in Eukaryota, Viridiplantae, Streptophyta, Magnoliopsida, Fabales, Fabaceae. The coding region runs from base 1 to 321 and encodes 106 amino acids.
AUGGCUCAAAACCAUUAUCAAUGGGGAAGCAAGAGAGCUCUGUCAGAGAAAACUUCUGGAGAGAAAUCUUCAAUGAAGAGUGCUAUGUACGAGAUAAGUAGCCUCGACCGCGUUAACGCCAAAGUCGAUGCCCUAACUCAGAAGAUCGAAAACCUCAUUGUAGCACCUCUAGCCGCCGUGGCUGCUGUUUCCCCAAAUUGCGAAAUAUGCGGAGUGUCUGGACAUGCUGCCCCCGAGUGGCAUCUUUUGACAAGAGUUUCCCCCGAACCAGUAAACUAUGCUCAAGGAAACCCUUACUCAAACACGUAUAACCCAAGAUGA